AUAUAAAUUAUACCUGACUCGAGAUACAGAAAAUAUUCGAAUUGACUGGAUCACUGGACCGACGACGACGGCCGGCUGAGGGAAGCAUCAAUUUCGAGUGUUGAUGCAAUGAUUAGCGAAUUUGCCCUUUCCGUCCGCGCGAUGCAGUUGGAGCAAUUCCACCGCCCAAUGCCAUUCGUUGCAACAACACCCGGGAGAACUGUGCUGGAAUUCGGUGGAGGGCUCAGUGUGGAACUAGAACUGAGUACGAGAACAUCAAUAACGAAGUCAAUCGCGCGAAGGGAAAUGAGAUCGGUGUCGGUAGUUCACCUGUUGCUGCUUUUGGGUGCCUUGCUAGGAGGUAUUUCGGCCCAAAAAAAUCCCUUGGCAGCGGAUGAGGAUGUUGUCAACGCAACAUCGACAAUUGCGGAAAACGUUUCGGAACUACAGGGAUCCAUAGAGACGCUGAAAAAUAAUUUCCCCACAACCGAUUACCUUAAAAUGGGAACUCAAGGCUUUCUCGAUUACGUGUCAAAUGUUUCCAGCAAGUUCAUUCCGGUUUUCGAAAACUUCGAUCAAAACAAUCCGGAAAAGGUUCAACAGAAACUGAUCGAAGCAAUCCGCUAUCUCAACGGUUACGAAGUGAUCAAUAGCAUUACGCUGAUGCAGAAUCUAGACUACAAUUUAUACAACCACAAUCAGUUCCGGUCAAUCAAUAGCGAUCUACGGAUAUCGUCAAUUGCUUUUUCUGAAGCUAUGUUCGAUCAACGUGAUGUUGGGCCAGCUUUGGAUGAUCUACAAGCCACCACGGAUAAGCUGCUGGAAAACGUUGUACGGCUAACCAAAUUAAUUCAACGUGGUGAAGCGUGGACGAUGGAAACUUCAUCUCGUGCAUCAGCAGCACAGCAAAGUUUCAACGAAUCCAUCGAUAAUUACGUCAACAGCUCUAGCACAAUGAUCCUGGACGUAACAGAUACGCUGAACAAUCUUCGCUCGUUUGAAGAAGAGCUGUACCAAAAAAUGAAGGAACGUAUACAGCUUCUACCGAAAUCUACCGUCAACUAUAUGAUCGCCCUUAAGAAAACCCUUGAAAAUAUGAUUCAAAAAGUGUCAAUGAGUUUCGAAAAUCUGCGACUGUAUAAACAUCGCGAAAUCGAACAUUGGAAACUGCGGUCGUUCUUCACCGCUCCGAUCAGCUACAUGACUCAGGUUGCCGUACAGGUCUCGGCAGAUCCAAUGCUCUCGACAGACUGCACCGAGGCCUACAUCGAGAAGCUUCUUGCGUUCCCAAAUUUUACCAUAAGUCAUGUGAACUCAUGUCUGGCCGAUCAGAUCGCCAACGAAGAAAAAACCUUUGAACUGGUCAGCAGCGUCAUUGAAAACUACGUCGCAACUGCCAUCAACGCUUCGUAUGCAGCCUUCGACAUUUGCUACCGAUAUGCUCCCAAAAAGCUGAACUACUGUUUGGAAUUGAACGGUUUCGAAAACACCUGGGCCAAUGGACGCAUCUUGAGUGCCUCUCGACAAAUUGAAACCUUCGUGGACAGUGAAAUUCAGAGUAACUUCAACACAUGUAUUGCUCAAAUCGGGUACUUCCUAAAUUACCACAACCUACAGGAGAUGUGUUUCUACAACAAAAAACGCUUUCGGCCACGCGGCCGCUGGUGAACAAAGUGUUACUUUGUGUGGGAGUCCAAUUGUUUUUGUUUAGUUGACUAUUGCAAUAAAUGGUAUCUUUCUUUAAUGGA
Molecule: messenger RNA, 1727 nt
Organism: Uranotaenia lowii
Lineage: Eukaryota; Metazoa; Arthropoda; Insecta; Diptera; Culicidae
Exons: 2
Coding region: 109-1647 (512 amino acids)
Source: RefSeq, a predicted model, not a curated record